GUGCAAUUAUUUUCGUAUAAAAAUAAGUGACAACUAUUGUUAUGGUAAUAAAAAAUAAAUCAUUUUAUUGAUUAAAACUUUGAUAAUUGAAUUUUUUUUAAUCAGUGAUAUAUCCUUUUGUUUUCGAUAUGACCCUUUUUCCAUCCGAUUAUAAUCGACAACCCACACACCUUUUUUUAGGUUUAGUUCGGAUUAAGUUUCUCCGAUGCCACACAACACAACCACAUCACCACUACGAAGGAACGGGUACCAAGCUUCUUCAAUUGACACCUCACACCACUCGAAAGCACUCCAAUCCAUUGUUCCCGCUCCAACAGGUUCUGUAUUAGACUCUCCUGAACAGGUGGCCCUUAUUGAUUUUUUGCUCCUGUUUACUGUUUACUAUAGUUUCCACGUCCAUAUAGCACCAACUCUUCCUACCGGCUACGUGUUGGAGAUACGACUGACUGACCGAAGAGCCGAAGUGCCGGGAGGCAGCCGACCCCCACCCCUCGCUAUCGGACCAAUCGGGUGCCUCCCUCGUGCCGGGCUGGCCAACCUUACAACCGGCGACUUUAACGUACCACUUGGUCAUAAAUAUUUACUAAGGCCCUCUCGAUAG
Nezara viridula (southern green stink bug) is the source of this 601-nucleotide messenger RNA. The record is from the annotation of a GenBank genome assembly. NCBI's taxonomy places the organism in Eukaryota, Metazoa, Arthropoda, Insecta, Hemiptera, Pentatomidae.